AUGAAGAUGAGGAGCCUCUCCUCCUUUUACGUCUCUCUGUGGUUGCUGUUCGCAGCAGUGAUACUCAAAGCUGUAGAAUCAGCCAAAGGAAAAUAUGCUCACAUGCUGUUUAAUGAACUGUUUGAAGACUACUCCAAUGCUCUGAGACCAGUGGAAGACACAGAUAAAGUUCUGAAUGUCACCCUUCAGAUCACGUUGUCCCAAAUUAAAGACAUGGAUGAAAGGAACCAAAUUUUGUCAGCUUACUUAUGGAUUCGACAAAGCUGGUAUGAUGCAUACCUCAGAUGGGACAAAGACAAAUAUGAUGGGCUGGAUUCUAUCAGGAUCCCAAGCAAUUUGGUUUGGAGACCAGAUAUUGUCCUAUACAACAAGGCUGAUGAUGACUUUUCAGAACCAGUAAAUACUAAUGUAGUGCUGAGAUAUGACGGAAAAAUCACUUGGGAUGCACCUGCUAUCACAAAGAGCUCUUGUGUAGUGGAUGUGUCUUAUUUUCCUUUUGACAGCCAGCAGUGCAACCUCACCUUUGGGUCCUGGACCUAUAAUGGUAAUCAGGUAGACCUCAUCAAUUCUCUUGAUAGUGGUGACCUCUCUGACUUCAUAGAAGAUGUGGAAUGGGAGAUUCAUGGUAUGCCAGCAGUUAAGAAUGUUAUCACUUAUGGCUGCUGCUCUGAGCCUUAUCCAGAUGUGACCUUCACGCUGAUUUUGAAAAGGAAGUCCUCUUUCUACAUAUUUAACCUGUUGCUUCCCUGCAUUUUGAUAUCUUUCCUGGCCCCGCUGGGAUUCUAUCUCCCUGCAGACUCUGGUGAGAAAGUGUCUCUGGGUGUUACAGUUCUUCUUGCUCUGACCGUGUUCCAGCUGAUGGUUGCAGAGAUCAUGCCCCCAUCUGAAAAUGUACCUUUGAUAGGGAAGUACUACAUAGCAACUAUGACCAUGAUCACAGCUUCCACUGCAUUGACAAUCAUUAUAAUGAAUCUCCAUCAUUGUGGCUCAGAAGCAAAGCCUGUUCCACAGUGGGCCAAAGUGGUUAUUUUGGACUAUAUGUCAAAAAUCUUUUUUGUUUAUGAUGUGGGUGAAAAUUGCACAAGUCCAAAAAGAGAGAAGGAAGAAGAAUGUAGGUUAGAGGGGGAUGAUGGGUGUCAGAGGAGGCACAAAGAAGUGAGGAGUCCUCUUUCCACUAGGAAUGACGACUGCAAUCUCAAGGAGAAGCUCAAUGGAAAUUGGAAUAAAAGCUAUGGAGUUAAUGGUGAAAAUGUUAGGGAGACUGUUAAUUGCUGUUCUUGUUACAAAAUGCUGAUUAAAAAUAUUGAGUAUAUUGCUAAUUGUGUUAGAGACCAUAAAGCAAACCGGGCCAAAGGAAUUGAGUGGAAAAAAGUUGCAAAAGUGAUGGACAGGUUUUUCAUGUGGAUUUUCUUUAUCAUGGUGUUUUUUAUGAGUGUGCUGAUCAUUGGGAAAGCUGCUUAA
This is a messenger RNA of Pyrgilauda ruficollis (rufous-necked snowfinch), 1461 nucleotides long. RefSeq names its product cholinergic receptor nicotinic alpha 9 subunit (gene CHRNA9). Gene Ontology annotation, biological process: regulation of membrane potential; chemical synaptic transmission; nervous system process. The coding region runs from base 1 to 1461 and encodes 486 amino acids. The record is from RefSeq and is a predicted model, not a curated record. NCBI's taxonomy places the organism in Eukaryota, Metazoa, Chordata, Aves, Passeriformes, Passeridae. Gene Ontology annotation, cellular component: neuron projection; synapse; postsynaptic membrane. The transcript has 5 exons. Gene Ontology annotation, molecular function: transmembrane signaling receptor activity; acetylcholine-gated monoatomic cation-selective channel activity.